This is a messenger RNA of Candidula unifasciata, 1479 nucleotides long. The record is from the annotation of a GenBank genome assembly. NCBI's taxonomy places the organism in Eukaryota, Metazoa, Mollusca, Gastropoda, Stylommatophora, Geomitridae.
AUGGAUUUGACUACCAUACUAAUAGCCAGUGCCAUUCUUCUACUUCUCUACGUAUUUUUGCGUAAGCCGGACCCAAGACUGCCACCUUUUCCUAGUCGCCCCCUGCCUCUGCUAGGAAACAUUCUCUCCCUGGAACCCGACUUUCGUCCACAGUUCUGGAAACUACGUGAGAAAUUUGGUGACAUCUUCAGCUUGUACAUGGGAGGGACUUUGGUGGUUGUCCUCAACGGGUAUGACGUGAUAAAGGAAGCUCUGGUGAAGAAAGCGGACGUUUUUUCAGACAGACCGUCAUUUUUCGGUGACCUGGCUACGGGAUUACCCGGGAAAGGAGUCAUCUUCUCAAGUGGGGCGCUGUGGAAGGAGCAAAGGUCUGUCAGUCUGUCCAUCCUUAGAGCUUUCGGAAUGGGAAAGAAUCUGUUGGCCGAGAAGAUUCAAGAAGAAGUGGAUUACUUUAUACAAUAUCUGUCCAGUCUGAAAGAGAAACCAGCAGACAUUAGGAUUAUGACCAACGUAAGCACAUCCAACAUUAUUUGCUCCAUCUUGAUUGGCCAUCGGUUUGAGUACGACGACAAACAUUUCCAGAGUAUGAUGCAUAAACUUGCUGUUUUAGCCACUGACCAAAACUUUACUGCAUUAGUUCAAUUUUUAAGCUGGCUUCAAUACAUUCCUGGAGAUUUUUUUAAAGCGAAAAAGAUAACUGCAAGUGCUCGCGACAUAAUAGAGAUGCUUGCUUUAAUUCUAAAUCAGAAAAAACGAAAUGUGCAAGACUCCAGCGAUGUAGGCAAUUUGAUUGAUGCAUACAUUACUGAGCGACAGAAGAAACUCGAUGCUGGCGUGUCAACUACAUUGGAUGAUCAGAACUUGCUGAAGAUCAUGUUUGAUUUGUUUGGGGCGGGAACUGAGACCACCAGCACGACCAUCUACUGGUGCAUACUGUAUAUACUGCACAGCCCAGAAGUGCAAAAGAAAAUCUAUAGAGAGAUCAAAGACAACAUAGGAACCGAUCGAACUCCGACCAUACAAGAUAAAGUCCACCUGAUAUAUCUGAAUGCUGUUAUAAUGGAAACCCAAAGAUUGGCCAGCAUUGUGGCGCUUUCAGUAGCCCACGCGUGUUCUGAAGAAGUCACUCUGCGAGGCUACACCAUACCUAAAGGAACCUUAAUCCUUCCCAACCUGGACUCUGUCCUCCACGAUAAGGCCACUUGGGGAGAGGACGCCAUGAGCUUUAGACCCGAACGAUUUAUCGACAACGACGGCAAGUUGAAGAACCCUGAACAGUUUAUCCCAUUCAGUAUUGGACGUCGUGCUUGUUUGGGCGAGAGUUUGGCCAAGAUGGAAUUGUUCCUGUUUCUGGCCAAUAUGUUUCAGAGAUUUGAGUUCCUACCGGCAUCUCCAGGUCGCCUUCCUCCAACAGACUACAAGGUGGCAGUUGUCAUGACUCCAAAGCAUUACGAGGUGCGAGCUGUUGAAAGAAAAUAA